Messenger RNA from Drosophila virilis, 4260 nucleotides. RefSeq names its product Octopamine beta2 receptor (gene Octbeta2R). Lineage: Eukaryota; Metazoa; Arthropoda; Insecta; Diptera; Drosophilidae. Gene Ontology annotation, cellular component: plasma membrane. The record is from RefSeq and is a predicted model, not a curated record. Gene Ontology annotation, molecular function: octopamine receptor activity. Gene Ontology annotation, biological process: adenylate cyclase-activating adrenergic receptor signaling pathway.
AACCAAUCAACGGACAGAGACAGCUACAACAACAACAAAAACAAUAACAACAACAACAACAGCAAACAGAAUAAAAACAGAAGCCGCAUAGCUAAAACGCCAAACAGUCCAGCAAACUCGGCCGCGGCAGCGACGACGCCUCCAUAAUAAUAUUAUCAUUAACAGCAACAGCAACAACAGCCACAAAGAGCAGCAGCAGCAACGACGUGAACUGAGUGGGCGUCGGCUGGCGUUGGCAAGGACAGCGGCAAGAGCGACACGAACGUGAACGUGGACGUUGGCGUUGACGUCUCCGUCUCUGCCUCCGUCCCUGCCGUUGUCGCACGGUGCGCGCCACAUUGGCGAAUCAAUUUCCGUUGCGGUGGCCGUUUCAGUUUUGGUUUCAACGUCGCUAGCGCCACGCGUGUCGCGAAUCCCUAAUGGCGCACCUUCUCGCCGUCGGUGGCUGUCCAGCGAAUUAACGCAGGCUCAUGAGAUUGAGACAAAGACCGACCCAGUACCAACACCGAGACGAAGAGUGAGACCGAAAUCAAGGCCAAGUUCAAAAAGUUAAGCAAAGCCAAAUACAGCCGCAACGGCUAAAAGUGAGAGAAAAAUAUUAAAAGUCGUGACCAUAAACCAAAAAGAGAGUGUACAAAUUUGAGCAGACGAACGUGUCCGUGCCCAAGUGAAAGUCAAGCCAAAUGCAAGCCAUGCAGGGCUUGGAGCUUGGCCUGCUGCCCGCAUUGCCCACCGCAGCGGCAGCAACAACGAUGCGGCACAGAACCAGCGUCACAAGGAUACGCAAAAGACUAUGCCGUUGCAGCCGGCGGCCAGAGGCUGAGCCAGAGCAAGAGCAAGAGCAAGAGACAGCGGUGCAAGCACGUUCAAUACGUCGCUCCAACACAACGACUUCAAAUAAUAAUCCCAGCCUCAAUUUGACGCUGAUCAGCGCCACCGCCGCCCUGACAGCGGCGGCUGUCUUGCACACAACGAAUGCUGUGACUGCAACAGUUGGCGUUGUCGACGCCGUUGCACUGCCACUGCAAGGCACUGCCAUGCCCAUGCCCGCCCUAACACACGAACUAAACGCCACGCUGCUAAGCAGCACGGCAGCCGCGCUCCUAAAUGACAGCAGAUCCCAGCUUGACGCUGGAGUUGCGCCGGCCGGCGGCGUCGAGCAUUGGUUCGACGAUGCGUUCUGGGUGCUUAAGGCAUUUGUCAUGCUGUUCAUCAUCAUAGCGGCCAUUUGUGGCAAUCUGCUUGUUAUUAUUUCUGUGAUGCGUGUUAGAAAAUUAAGAGUUAUAACGAAUUACUUUGUAGUUUCCUUAGCCAUGGCUGAUAUAAUGGUCGCUAUUAUGGCCAUGACAUUUAACUUUAGUGUGCAAGUAACUGGGCGCUGGAACUUUAGCCCCUUCUUGUGCGAUCUGUGGAACAGUUUGGAUGUGUACUUUUCAACGGCAAGCAUUUUGCAUUUAUGCUGCAUAUCUGUGGAUAGAUACUAUGCAAUUGUAAAGCCUCUCAAGUAUCCGAUUAGCAUGACGAAACGCGUGGUUGGCAUUAUGCUGUUGAACACAUGGAUAUCGCCGGCAUUGCUCUCAUUUCUACCCAUUUUCAUUGGCUGGUAUACGACAGAGCAGCAUAAGAUAUUUGUGAAGGAGAAUCCCGAGCAGUGCUCGUUUGUGGUAAACAAGUUCUAUGCCAUCAUUUCGAGCUCGAUUUCCUUCUGGAUACCGUGCACCAUUAUGAUUUUCACUUAUCUGGCCAUUUUUCGUGAGGCCAACCGCCAGGAGAAACAAUUGAUGAUGCGCCACGGCAAUGCAAUGCUCAUGCAUCGUCCAUCGAUGCAGCCAUCAGGCGAGGCGCUGAGUGGCUCGGGCUCAUCGAAAACAUUGACACUGCAUGAGGUCGAGCAGGAGCAUACCCCGACAAAGGACAAACAUUUAAUCAAAAUGAAGCGGGAGCAUAAGGCCGCACGCACUUUGGGCAUCAUCAUGGGCACCUUCAUACUCUGUUGGCUUCCAUUCUUCCUAUGGUAUACGCUCUCCAUGACCUGCGGACCAUGUCAGGUGCCAGAAAUUGUUGUCUCGAUACUCUUCUGGAUUGGCUACUUCAAUUCCACGCUCAAUCCACUGAUCUAUGCAUACUUCAACAGAGAUUUCCGAGAGGCCUUCCGCAAUACAUUGUUGUGCCUGUUCUGCAACUGGUGGAAGGAUCGCCAUAUGCCACUCGAUAUUGACAUACGACGCUCAAGUCUGCGCUACGAUCAACGUGCCAAGAGCGUCUACUCGGAAAGUUAUCUCAACUCGACUACGCCCUCGCAUCGCCGACAGUCGCAGCUUGUCGACAACUUAUAAUACAGGGACGAGGCGCUGCUGACGCCCAUUGCACAGCAGCAGCAGCGGCUGGCAACGGGCGCCCGUGGCUCCGGAGCUGACUCUAAGGCGGAUCCCGUACCCAAGCACAGUCUAGGCAACCUGUCGGCCGAAGAUGUGCAAGAGAUACAAAUCGAAAUACCCAUGGAAUAUAUCAACAAAUGGAACAAGAAUAACAACGCAGCUGCCGCAACGGCCUCCAGUCACGUGUAAGGGACUGAGAAUAGCUGAUGACAACGGCAACAACAGCAAUCCGGACAUUGGCGAAGUUGCGUCAAUCGAACAAAUGCAAUUACAUUUUCCAUUAAUUUUUAAAAUUAAUAUGCUGGUUGCAUUCAUGUUGUACAUAUUUAAGUCAACAUUACGGCAUUACUCGUGUACAUAGUGCACUCUAUAAACGCGUUGUCUGUUUGUUUUCGUUUUUGUUUUUCUUUCGAAUUUAUUGAGCUUUAUUUUACUGAAACAGAGUGAACAUGAGUAAUUUAUUAUUUAUUAUUAUGUCGUACUUGUUGUGCCGUCGUGUAAAUAGUUAAUUUUUUUUUUUAAUUAUAUAUAAAUAUAUAAAUUUUACAACUAAAUUAAGCUCAGGUUGUAAAGCGUUCAGCGUUAACAGACAUUUCUACGCCCAGCAGAACUAUUCUUAAUGACAUCAUUCAAAGGGCAAUCAAAACAUUAUGUUAAGAGUCUAUUUAAAUAUAGGUAUCAGUACAUAAGGCAACCAAGCAAUAGGAAGAACAAAAAAUAAAUAGAUAUAUAAAUAUAUAUAAAAGUAUAUAUACAAACAAACAAAAAAAUCUAAAAUUUAAACUGUGCCAAUUACCCAAAUAAAAAAUGAUGAACUACUUAUUUAGGCGAUCUGUCGCAUGAAAGAAAUAAAUACCAAAUGAAUAAAAUACUUUAAAAUAAAUAUAUGGCACACAAGAAUGCAAUUAAAUUGACGUAACUAUACCCAAAUAUACAUAUGUGUAAGUAGUACAUAUUACAUCUAUAUAUAGAAUAAAUGUUAUAUAUGAUCGACAAUCGCAUGAAAUAAGAAUGCUCAAAACAUGUAUAGUAAAUAGCGAAAUUUCAUAGUUAAACCAAAUAUAGAAUGCAUAAGUGAGUGGCAGUCAAAAUCAAAACUAAUCUAGUGAACUUCAAAUAAAGCUUAACACAAUAUCUAGUUCAAGUACUAUAUACAAUACAUCGAUAUCGUUAGUUCAUUAAACUCAACGUCAAGUCUAGACGUAAAGUUUUUACAAAGUGUUAAAAGUUAAAUUGAAAAGUGCGUGUAAAAGUGCUGUGUGUAUUCAAUUUUUGGAUAAAUGGAAAUUGCGUUGCAGUUCCUGGAAUUAAGUUGACUGUGUAGCCUGUAAAGGGAAGGCUUGUGCACUGCUUACAAAGUCAGCAACUUGAUUCCAGCAAUUGCGGCCCAAGGACAACGUUGGAAAGUGUCAAAUAACAAAAACAGGACAUCAGAAAAAUUUGAAUGUGAAUGCGAAUAUUCGUUAAAGGUUAACUACAGUUUGUAACGUUCUUAAAAAAAAUGUAUGCUCCUUUGUUAUGGAAAUCAAAAGCAAAUAAAUAACAAUUGGCCAUUGUAUUCCGAAUUUGUGACCACAGGAAACAAUGAGACCCCAAAAGCUUCUUAUUUCAAGAAACGAUAGAACAACAUAAAAUAUAACUUAAACAUGUUGAAUGUUCAUGUUAAUAAGCCACAAGAAUUUUGUUGUCGACUUCGUUACUAGUUUACCGCUAAAGAAAAGCGGAAAACCACAAAAAUGCAAGGCAAAAUAAUUAUAAAGAGCCAAAGCUCUUUAUGUAAUUUAUAACGUUUAUUAAUAGGCAUCAAUGUAAAUGUAUAAUGUAUAAUAGUCACAAUAUGAUUUUCCUUAACAAUAAACGAAUAAAGGCAACAAACUCCAAA